UCUUGCAUGAAAACAAGACUCAAAAGGGUAAAGUCGAGUUACAUAUGGAAACUUUACAUAAUGAGUACGCACAACCUCCCCCCCAAAUAAAUUUCUGCUUGAUGCUCAGAGCCAAAGUGACGCAUUUUCCAUCACUGGUAUAAAUACGCAGCAUCAUUUUUCUUCAGCAGCCGACGGUCACAGUUCCGAUCUUCUCUGUGGCACAAUCAGUGCGUCUCUCACACUCCACUAUGUCAUCUGCAAGCUAUCGGAGCGUGUUGCGCAUCAAGCUCUCCAGAAAUUAACCGAAGCUCUCCAAACACUUUUUCUUUACCGGUGAUGGAGAACAACACGACAGCGGCCACUUGGCCUCACUUUGACGAUUCUGACAACAAAACCUUCAGAACCGAAGACAAGGAGGUGAAACUGAGUUAUCAAGUGUUCACAUCCUUCCUUCUUUGUGCGCUCAUCCUGUGCGCAAUUUUUGGGAACGCGUGCGUCGUUGCAGCCAUUGCCUUGGAGAGGUCUCUGCAGAACGUGGCCAACUACCUGAUUGGUUCUCUGGCUGUCACCGACCUGAUGGUGUCGGUUCUGGUUCUGCCCAUGGCGGCGCUAUACCAGGUGUUAAAUCGGUGGACUCUCGGGCAGGUUCCGUGCGAUAUCUUCAUCUCUUUGGAUGUAUUGUGCUGCACGUCAUCCAUCCUGCACCUAUGCGCCAUCGCCCUGGACAGAUACUGGGCCAUAACCGAGCCCAUAGACUACAUGAAGAAGAGAACUCCGAGGAGAGCCGCGGUCCUCAUCAGUGUCACCUGGCUGGUCGGCUUCUCCAUCUCAGUCCCGCCCAUGCUGAUCAUGCGCUCCCAACCCAACAGAAUGGCAGAAGACAGGGCAAACCCAAAGGAGUGCAAGAUAAGACAAGAUCCCUGGUACACGAUAUACUCCACGUUUGGGGCUUUUUACAUCCCGCUCAUUCUGAUGCUCGUUUUAUACGGGCGGAUAUUCAAAGCCGCCAGGUUUCGGAUCAGGAGGACGGUGCGUAAAUCGGAAAAAAAGAAAGUGUCCGACUCUUGCUUGGCGUUGUCGCCGGCUCUGUUUCACAAAAAGACCGCCGUGGACCCGCAGGACCAGAACUGGAGAAGGAGCGCGGAGCCGAGGCCGCUGCAGAGCGUCAACGGCGCGGUCAAACACGCGGAGGACGGCGAGUCUUUGGAGAUUAUCGAAGUUCACAGCAAUUCCAAAGGCAACCUGCCGCUGCCCAACACCCCGAGCUCAGUGCCGCUGUUCGAGAGCAAGCACGAAAAGGCGACCGACGCCAAGAGGAAGAUCGCGCUGGCACGGGAGCGCAAAACGGUGAAGACUCUGGGCAUCAUCAUGGGCACGUUCAUCCUCUGCUGGCUGCCUUUCUUCAUCGUCGCCCUGGUCAUGCCUUUCUGCCAGGAGUCCUGCUUCAUGCCCCGCUGGCUGGAGGAUGUCAUAAACUGGCUGGGCUACUCCAACUCCUUGCUGAACCCCAUCAUUUACGCGUACUUCAACAAAGACUUUCAGGGCGCAUUCAAGAAAAUUAUCAAGUGUCACUUCUGCAGACCCUGA
Molecule: messenger RNA, 1569 nt
Organism: Thalassophryne amazonica
Lineage: Eukaryota; Metazoa; Chordata; Actinopteri; Batrachoidiformes; Batrachoididae
Gene: htr1ab
Product: 5-hydroxytryptamine (serotonin) receptor 1A b
Exons: 1
Coding region: 319-1569 (416 amino acids)
Biological process (GO): regulation of vasoconstriction; adenylate cyclase-activating adrenergic receptor signaling pathway; regulation of behavior
Cellular component (GO): plasma membrane
Molecular function (GO): G protein-coupled serotonin receptor activity
Source: RefSeq, a predicted model, not a curated record